Messenger RNA from Sorghum bicolor (sorghum), 633 nucleotides. RefSeq lists its product as uncharacterized. The record is from RefSeq and is a predicted model, not a curated record. Bases 174 to 506 code for a protein of 110 amino acids. NCBI's taxonomy places the organism in Eukaryota, Viridiplantae, Streptophyta, Magnoliopsida, Poales, Poaceae. The transcript has a single exon.
CAAUGCAGCAAGCAGGACAAAGAGACACAGUCUCGCGCGCGCCGUGACUCGUCCCUUUCCUUCUGCCAUUCACUACACAUAUACAGGGCACGACUACGACGAACUCACAACCACCGUACCCGAUCGACCUCCCAGCGUUUCUUUCGUUCUGAUCGUAGCGGCAACGCAAGCAAAUGGAGGCGGCGGGCGUCGGAGAGCACGAGACGUGGGAGCCGCUGUUUUGGACCGCACGGUGCAGCCCCGCCACCUCGUCGGCGGGCUCCGUGCAGGACGAGCUGGACGACCGGAGCGCCGCGGCCGAGCACAAGGUGUUCGUCGCGGUGCCCGAAGAGGUCAGCGACGGGAGGAGCACCUUGCUGUGGGCGCUGCACAAUUUGGUCAGGGAGGGAUCCGAGAUUGUCAUAGCUCAUGUGCACAGCCCUGUGCCAGCGAUCGCCCAGAGUAAGCUUAAUUAUAGGAUCAAAAUAAAGUGGUUUAAACACAUUUGUUUAAAUUCUAUAUCAUAACUGCUAGUAGUUCUAGUCCAAGACUUUUUAGAGCUUGGGGGAAAAAAACUGAGAGAUGGCUCAUCAAAGGCCCUGUUAAUUGGCACCACAAAUGAUGUAGAUUUGCAAAUUAGCUGUGUUUUCCAGA